CAGAAGUGCUGUCCUGCGUGCGUCACCGUAACCCGGAAACAGACAGCAAAAGGCUUUCGCUUCGUCUCAGUCGCUGAAAUGGAGGGGACUUCACACGGCGCUCUCACCUGAGUGAGGAAGGCGAGAGGUGACGGGUGAAACUACACAGCACGAUCGUUUUUAUGGCACUUCAGAAGGAGAUCGCCGGAGAAGCACACACGAGAGAACAUGCCCAUCUACCACGCUCUACCGUCGUCCGCUCUCCUUUGGUGAAUAAGCCGAUGAAUGGAAAUAAAUAAGAUAAUAUAUACCACUGGACAAAACAGCUCGCCGUACAACUCCCCUUCCUGUUCUUUAACACUCCAUCCCGAGACAGUCGGAGAGCGCACACUUUUGAUCUACUCACAGAACCGCAGCGGAGAGGUAAAGAGGUAGUCUAACCCUGAUUAGAAACGUCUCAGCCUUCGCGAUGGUGGAUAACCGCUACGCCACGGCGCUGGUGAUCGGCUCGGUGCUGAGCCUGCUGGCGACCGUGUACCUGUCCGUGGCGGUCGGCACCCAGCACUGGUACCAGUACAUCAGCCCGCCGGCGGCCGGCGGCGGCGGGGCCAACGCCUCCGACCUCAGCGCCAUGCGUGAGGAAUUCAAACACGGCGAGGUCGACGAGAAGGCCUACAGCGACACGCUCUUCCGCCUCAACGGAACCCUGGGCCUGUGGUGGCGCUGCAUCCAGGUGCCCGCACACUCGCACUGGUUUAAAGAGCCAGAUCCAAAGAUGGUGACAGACUGUGUGAGCUUCACCCUGCAACAGCAGUUCCAGCCCAAGUACAGGCAUCCCGGCAACCACAACAGUGGGGAGGACCUGCUUCGUACCUAUCUGUGGAGAUGUCAGUUCCUGCUGCCGCUUGUUUCCCUGGGGCUGGUGUUUCUGGGCGCACUGAUUGGACUCUGCGCUUGCCUCUGUCGCAGCCUUACCCCCACACUGGGCAUUGGAGUGCUCCAUCUACUGGCAGGUCUGUGCACGCUGGCCACCGUGUGCUGCUUCCUGGCCGGGAUGGAUCUGCUGCACCGUGUGUCGGAGACGCCGGAUGGCGUGGACGCCUCGCUGGGCUGGUCCCUCUACCUGGCUCUCAUCUCCUCCCCCCUGCACAUGAUGGCCGCCGCCCUGCUGCUGUGGGCCGCCAGGAGCCACCGGCAGAACUACCACCGCAUGACCGCUUACCGCGUGGCGUAGGCGGGCAGGAAGAACCUGCCGCGCCCUGCCCCACCCGGGCCAAGUUAACACUACCCAACGCUGCAGCUGAAAUGCAUAGGAACUUGUUUUGUUGUCGUUGUUGUCGCUUUCUUCUUUGUGGAUCAGUGCUGCACUGAUCUUUAACAUAUGUGUACUGGCUGAUAGGGAGGGCUCAGCUAGUAGGAACAGCAAUCCAGAUGAUUUAAAGCUCAGUCAGUCAGUCCCACAUUGAUCCAAUAGAUAAGACCUAUGGUCUGCGUGAGCACAACAGGCUUUAGAUGAAUAGGUAAAGCUUUGAGGCAGAGGAGGAAGAAGCUUGUAAGCACAGGAAACAGGAAGUAAGGAGGGAUAAAACAGGACAGGAAACAGGAAGGGAAACUUUCCAGACUCUCACAUGCUUUACUGUGGCUUCAUAUUGUUUUAUGAAUUGUACUAGUGUAUGUUGUACAGUUAUUUUUUAAACCUGUGUUUACAUUUAUUUCAGGUAUCAUGUGUUUUUCUGGUUUGCCAUUUCAGAGGAAUAAGAAUGUUUCCUUGUAAUUUUAUUAAACCGUAAAUAAUUUCUUGUAGUAUUGUCAAAAACUAAGAGCAGUCCAGUAAAAGUCACAGUAAGAGUUCUACUUCUGUGAAUAUAGUGCUUCUCCAUUUUAACAAAGCCUAACUGCAUCAUUGCAUGGCAAAUACUCCAGUGUGUA
Molecule: messenger RNA, 1908 nt
Organism: Megalops cyprinoides (Indo-Pacific tarpon)
Lineage: Eukaryota; Metazoa; Chordata; Actinopteri; Elopiformes; Megalopidae
Gene: cldnd1b
Product: claudin domain containing 1b
Exons: 5
Coding region: 449-1213 (254 amino acids)
Cellular component (GO): membrane
Source: RefSeq, a predicted model, not a curated record